Messenger RNA from Thamnophis sirtalis, 2277 nucleotides. The record is from RefSeq and is a predicted model, not a curated record. NCBI's taxonomy places the organism in Eukaryota, Metazoa, Chordata, Lepidosauria, Squamata, Natricidae.
GGAAAGCGGCCACAGGGGCCUUCUGGUGGCUCGGCACUGGAUGGUAUCAGCUCGCGACCCUAAUUUCUCUGCUGAAUGUUUUUCUCCUUACAAGAUGUCUUCCAAAGAUGUUCAGGUUGCUGCUGUUCUUUCUCCCCCUACUUUUACUGCUUGGUUUAUGGUGCUGGGGUUCCGAAGAUUUCCUCUCCUUGUUACCAGCUUUGAACUGGACAAGCUUACUCAGAACGGCCAGGUGGGAAGACUCCGUAAAGACAGUUGCAUCUGAACCUCAUUCAGGCCCCGCUGGUCAGUUUCCAGAGGUGACUAUGAAGUUCUUUGAUGCAGAUCGUGUAAGUGAGCUGGAGAAACAAAUGGCCCACUUAUCUGAGAGGUGGCGUCACCAGGAUGAAGAAUACAAUAAAAUGCUACUUCUGGUCCAAAGCUUUCAGGAACAAGUCACCCAAAUGAACGACCGAAGUGAAAUGUUGGCGCUCGUCAAAAACAUUGUGAGCCAACAUCUUACAAAGGCCAAAUCGGAGGGAACGGGGCACUCCGAGCAAUUUUUGACUUUGCAUCAAGAGCACGAAUGGCGCCUUGCAACUUUAGAAAGUCUUCUGGCAAAACUCUCAGAAAAAUCAGAGGGUCUCCAGAAAGAAUUUGAAUUAACCAAAGCGAAAACAAUGAGUGACAUGGAUGAGCACAGCCAGAGCCUUUUGUCCAAGAUGAAGCACCUAGAAAUUGAACUGGCGCGUCUGAAGACAGAGUUGCUGAGUUUACAGGAUGUGAAAAGCUGCUGCAACACGAUAGACGCCCUUCACCAAAAGGUUGAUGCCCAGAUUAAAGAAUCGAUCAGGGUUAUGUUUUCGGGCGAUCUGAAAGGAGAUUUUUCGGAAUCCUUGCUUCAGUGGCUAACUUCCAGAUUUGUGACCAAAACAGACGUACAGGUUUUGUUGCGAGAUCUGGAGAUGCAAAUCCUCAGGAACAUCACUCUCCAGAGGUCGAUCGCAAAUUCCAAAGUGACCACAGAGAUAGUGACAAAUGCCGUCAACGAAGCUGGGAUUGUAGGCAUCACGGAAGCGCAAGCCCAGGUCAUUGUCAACAACGCCCUGAGGCUCUACUCUCAAGACAAAACCGGCAUCGUGGAUUUUGCUUUGGAAUCUGGAGGUGGUAGCAUUUUGAGCACUCGCUGUUCAGAGACCUACGAAACCAAAACGGCCCUGCUCAGCCUCUUUGGGAUUCCCUUGUGGUAUUUCUCCCAAUCACCCCGCGUAGUGAUCCAGGAGACAACUGAAAAAGCAUUCCAAAUAGUGGAACUAAGGAUAUUUUCCAACUGGGGUCACACAGAAUAUACGUGUCUCUAUCGCUUCAGAGUGCACGGGCAAACUGCUGAAUGAACACUACGCUUAUUUUCCUACUCUGGUUAUACACCAUUUCUGUUUUUAAGUUUAUAAAGGGAAAUUUUGAACACUGGAAUCUUUAAAAGACGGAAGAUAUGUCAUGUCCGACAGGUUGUGUUACUCUUUCCUGGCUAAACGUAGAAGGUUGCCAACAAAAUUGUAUCCCAAACCUAAUGGUUAUUUGCUCAAGAUGCUCAGCUUGUAACUGCCAGACAGCUUCAUGUUUUUAAUAUGUUCUUUCUGAAGGGGGGGAACCCCCCCCCCCGCGCAUGCCAACUGCUCUCGUUCCUAAGCCCAAUUAGCAAAUCACUAACCCCUCUUUUAAUAAGUCAGGAGAUAAAGCUUUUAAAUUUUUCCUUUUCACCAUUAGGAAUCUGUUUUUUUAAAAAAAAUAUUGGGACUCUCCUCUGCACCUGGAUAUGAUUAGCAUGUUCUGUUGUUUAUGCAGUUCCCAAUCAGAUGAAGGUUUGUUUGCAAUUCCAGCCCAAGCCUUGAAACUAAGGCUUGUUACCACUGUUCGGAGUUUUGCUUGACGAAACUGCUUAGCAGCUCAUCCUUGAAGCUACUUCCUCAGUUGUAGUCAUGCAACAUUUAAUUCGUACGUUGAAGAUUCUGAUUUCAACCGAAGUUUUGCUUUGAUAUUUAUCUUCCAGGUUUAGAACGUUUUUCCUUAAAUAUAUAUUAGUAAACAAAACAAAAAAAAUACCCUAACCCUAACAUCCAAAUGAAUAUCAGUAGUGAUUGUUGAACACAGAAAGGGCUUGAGUCUAACUUGAUGGGUUCUAGUAAGAAACAGAAAUGGAGUGGUUUGGCAAGUUGCCUUGUGUGCUGAAGGCAAAAUAUCCCCAUGUGUUAGCACCGAGUGAGGUAGGUGGAUUAAGGACGACGUUACAUUGAGAAU